This is a messenger RNA of Melanotaenia boesemani (Boeseman's rainbowfish), 1966 nucleotides long. RefSeq names its product pleckstrin homology-like domain, family A, member 3 (gene phlda3). The transcript has 2 exons. The coding region runs from base 468 to 887 and encodes 139 amino acids. The record is from RefSeq and is a predicted model, not a curated record. NCBI's taxonomy places the organism in Eukaryota, Metazoa, Chordata, Actinopteri, Atheriniformes, Melanotaeniidae. Gene Ontology annotation, molecular function: phosphatidylinositol phosphate binding. Gene Ontology annotation, biological process: positive regulation of apoptotic process.
GCUUUACAGUCACAGCAGAGGUGUCAGUGUGGGAGGAUAAGUGGCGACCUUCGCUGUUGACACACUAACACUAGGGCUAUCAAACCCAACUGACUCCUGUCUCUCUGACACAUGUGCGCGUUCACGCGAAACAGGAGAGAAAUAUUCAAGCAUUCCCUAGCAGGGAAUAAGCAGCCCUGUCUCAUUAGCAAAGAGGCGGAGUACAGCUUGAAGGGGAGAGAAGGUCCACAGAAGAACCGGGCAUGUCCAAACAUAUCCAGCAGACCAGUCUACCAACCUCCACGCCGUGCUGUCAUCAUAACCAAUAGGUUGGAUUUACAGCCUGUAGUCUAGCCUAUUUUGUUAUCGGGAAACGACACAAAGCUACAAAUGCGCAUUUGAUGGAUUCAUCUUGAGACGCGCCUCUACUAAAGACUAAAAUAGUCGGAUUUUUAGUCUUUUCUUAAAGACUGUGGCUCAGCUUGGCCAUGUCUUUCACGGUCAAAGUGAUGAGAGACGGGCUGCUGGAGAAACGCAGCAGUGGGCUUCUCCAGCUGUGGAAGAAGAAGCGCUGUGUGCUCACCGAAGAAGGGCUGCGCUUGCACAACUGCAAAGGCGGCGGUGAUGCUCUGGGUUCGGCAUGGAGCUCCAAAACCAAGGAGCUCCGCUUCGAGCGCAUGGCUACAGUGGAUUGUGUAGAAUACAAGCGAGGGCUGGUGUAUUUCACCAUAGUUAUGGCUACGGGCAAGGAGAUUGACUUUCGGUGUCCGCAGGACGGCACAGCAUGGAACGCGGAGAUAGCUUUGGCACUGGUGCGCUAUAAGAACCUACAGGCCGUGCAGACCGGGAAGAACCGGUACCUGUCCGCAACACAUCUGGGCAGCGCAGGGGAGGAUGAGGAGCUUUGAUUUGACUGUAAGUCUUCCUCAUUACAGCCUCCAUGUUUUUUGGAUGUGAACCAAUCAAAGGAGGAAAGAGAUCAUCGGGUCCAUGGGCUUGCUUCUGUGCUGCACAGCAUCAUGGGAUGGAUAAAGUCAUCAUGGGUCAGAGGACAAGAGUCACAGAUAACCUUUUUGUCUUUCUUUACGAGUUUGUUGCACACAAAGCUUAGGAAUCUGAUGCCAUAAUCAUGGACAACUUUUUAUCUGUCAUGACUUAAUUGUGGAGGUCAGUGCAACAACUUCUGCAAGGGGAAAAAUACAUUUUUGGACAAACACUGUGGAACUUGAAUAUAUUUUACCCUUUGUGCCUUGAUGUUUAAAAUAUAUCUUUUACUUAAGGCAUUAUUUUAAGAUAUUUUUGAAGAACAAGUCAUUACAGUCACGUUUUUAAUUAAAAUGGUUUGCUCAAAAAUUUUGUAACAGACUGAACAGACCUUAGUCACUCUGAAGUUGAACAUGAAUACAUGUUUUGAUCAUUUUUGUUGCACAUUGUAUUCAGUGUAUUUUCUUAAACCAUGUACAGUAUUGCAAUUGUAAAAUACAUAAUUACAUUUUCUUGAGUUUCUGUCACCAAGAUUAUUUUGAACACACUUGCUGUUCUGCACAUUGACACAAAUGCAUCAUGUCUAUUGGUGCUUAAAAAAAAAAAAAAAAAAAAAAAAAAGAAUGAAAGAAAGAAAGAAAAAGUCAGCUGUAGCUUAUUUUAGAUCCACACUGUUAAUUUCCAAGCUCAUCUGUUUCCAGUUGUGCUGUAAUCUUGCUGUUAUAGCCUCUGGAAAAUGUACACACCCCAGCUGCAUCCGCACACACAGACACACACACAUGCACUGUGGCUAUUAUGUCUCAGAGUCAGGACACCUUUUGUUCUGCACUAAUGAGAAAGACUGUGAGCCUGAGGCAUGCGCACACAAACAUCCGCCCACACAUAUUCACCUAAGGAAGCACACCCAGCAUGAAAUUCAGCAAGGCCUAAGCAUCAGCAGACUCCUGUUAGCAAGACAUGCUUGUUUUCUUCAUUAAAGAUUGUUUUUCUGUUGUCAAAACUC